CAGCCUACCUGAUGGCCCUGCUUUAAUUGAGCUUUUGCUUAAAAUAGAAUACAGAAACAGAAGAGGCAUUUUCUUAACAUAUGGCUGCUAAUAACUGCAAAUAUAAUAAACAAGCUCACCCUCCUCCUUUCUCCCCCAAAGCCGAGCUGUGUCACUAGUGAACUAAGGCUGAUGAAGAGACCUGAGCACACUGUGAGAUGCUCAGCUGUAAUACAGGCACUGGCAUUUUCUACUGAAGCAGGUUCUGAGACACUGACUUGCAGAGUCUAACAGAUGCUGGCAGGGGCACCUGCUUGCUGGAGCCAAAGCUACAAAUUCCCUUAAUUCCAAGCCAUGAAUGAAUCCAGGUGGACUGAAUGGAGGAUCCUGAACAUGAGCAGUAGCAUUGUGAAUGUGUCCGAGCAUCAUUCCUGCCCGCUUGGAUUUGGUCACUACAGUGUGGAGGAUGUCUGCAUCUUUGAGACAGUUGUUAUUGUCUUACUGACAUUUCUAAUCAUCGCUGGGAACUUAACAGUCAUCUUUGUCUUUCAUUGUGCUCCACUGUUACACCAUUAUACUACCAGCUACUUCAUACAGACAAUGGCAUAUGCUGACCUCUUCGUUGGAGUUACCUGCUUGGUUCCUACUCUGUCCCUUCUCCAUUACUCUACAGGUGUCCACGAGUCAUUGACUUGCCAAGUGUUUGGAUAUAUUAUCUCAGUUCUAAAAAGUGUUUCUAUGGCCUGUCUUGCUUGCAUCAGUGUGGAUCGCUAUCUUGCAAUAACCAAGCCUCUUUCCUACAAUCAACUGGUCACCCCUUGUCGCCUGAGAAUUUGCAUUAUUAUGAUUUGGAUUUACUCCUGCCUAAUUUUUUUGCCUUCCUUUUUUGGCUGGGGCAAACCUGGUUACCACGGUGACAUUUUUGAAUGGUGUGCCACAUCUUGGCUCACCAGUGCCUAUUUUACAUGCUUUAUUGUUUGUUUACUUUAUGCUCCUGCUGCCUUGGUUGUCUGCUUCACUUACUUUCACAUUUUCAAAAUUUGCCGGCAGCACACCAAAGAGAUAAAUGACCGGAGGGCCCGAUUCCCUAGCCACGAGGUAGAUGCCUCUCGAGAGGCAGGACACAGCCCCGAUCGUCGCUAUGCCAUGGUUUUAUUUAGGAUAACCAGCGUGUUUUAUAUGCUAUGGCUUCCGUAUAUUAUUUACUUUCUUCUAGAAAGUUCUCGUGUCUUGGAUAAUCCAACACUGUCCUUCUUAACCACUUGGCUUGCCAUAAGCAAUAGUUUUUGUAACUGUGUAAUAUACAGUCUCUCCAACAGUGUUUUCCGCCUUGGCCUCCGAAGGCUUUCUGAAACAAUGUGCACAUCUUGUGUGUGUGUGAAAGAUCAGGAAGCACGAGAUCCCAAACCCAGGAGACGGGCAAAUUCCUGUUCCAUUUGAAGAGAACUGCACAGGAAAUAAAAUGUAAUGUGACAGUGAUUUUGGACUGUAUUCUUGAUUCACUUGGAAAUUUGCCCUAGAGAAAUAUUUAUGUGAAUAGUUGACUAUGAAGUGAAGAGUGAGAUUAAAGGUCUCUUUUAUUUCCUUUUGUGCAAGAAGAAAAGUAAAAGGAAAGGAUGUAUGGAGAAUAAUCUCAUAAGAGAAUUACAGCUUGUGAAUAUGUGUUCAGUGUUUGAUCCUCAUUACUGAGGAUCGAAGAGGUACUUCAAAUUUACAAAACAUGAGUGCUCCUUGACAUCUCUUUCUAUGUCCUCUCUGCCUAUGUCUCUGUCUUUUAUUUAGUCUUAUUCUGUGUUUUUAAUCUUUGUACUUGUUGGAGUUUAUUAUUUGCUAAACUGCCCUUUAUGAAAAAUGCAAGUGCAUAUAUGAGGUCAAGUAUGACCUUUCCUUCAGAGCAUUGAGACAUGCCAAUCUAUAUUAAUUGUGUUGUCUUUAGGGAGGGUGCACAGUGUUACAUUUUAUUAUUGUUCAUACAACCCCUUUAUUUAUGCACUUGACACGUUCUCCACAGCAUAGAUUUUCCACUACAAGCAGAAUAGAACAGUAUUUUUUUUCUUCUGUAAAAGGACUUUUGGUUUCUCCUCCCUUCCCCCAACACCUCCUAUUGCCUUUUCAUUGUUUCUCCAUCUGAGACCUGUGGGACACAUUCUAGAAGUAUCUUAGCUAAUGAAAGACUCCUCUAUAUAAGAGAGUCAAGAUGUUAAACAAGGUAUUCUUUCUAACAAAGCAAUCUAUUAGUUGGGAAGUUGUGUUUAAUGCUUUAAUGGAUUUUUGAAACAUUUUUAUCUGCUUUCUUUGAGGUUAGUUCAUGUGCCUAAAGUAAAGUCCUUUUUGCUAUAGUAAAGCCUCUUUUUCUCUAUAAAGCCCACAAUAAUCCUAAUGCAGUUGCAGAAUACUCACAUGUAAUGAAGUAUCACUCUUUGUGCUACUCAUAAUGCCCUUUAGAAAAUGUCAAACACUGAAAUUGUGUGUUAGGUCUGCAGCAACUUACUGUCACAUCCACUACUCAUUUGUAUGGUAUGUAUUUGCAUAUUCUAUAUUUUUUACAAAAAAUAUAAAUUAUAUUAUGUGGCCUGUGCCUAAUGUUUUCUUAGCACAAUACAUAUAUCAAUGUUGUUUAAGUUGUCAACAUUGGAACCAUAUAUAUGGACUUAUUUUAAAAGGAAAAUACUUUUGUGUAGUUGUUAUUUAGGUAUUUAUAUUAGAGGAAGCUGCAUUCUUAGUGCUGCUGCUGAUGCAGCAUACUUAUAAAAAGCAGUUCAGAGAUUCUGUUUUAUAAUGGUCUGUUUUCAAAUGUGGAGAUGAACCAAGUUUUUUAGUGUGCUACCUGAGAGUACAUAAUAAGUUGUUGGGAGUUUAGGGUCUGCCAUAGUAAAGCAGAUAUGAACAAAGCAGCUUACGUUUUUACCCUAAGUUCUUGCCUGGAAAAAGGUUGAAAAUUUCUAUUACACUGCUGAGGAUUUUUCUUCUUAGCACUUAAGACUUUUGUUUGUAUGUUUGUUUUAUGAAAAGCAUUUAAUGAAGCGUGCCUAAGACUCUAACUUAGAAGCCAACCAUGUCUACACACUGGUGUUUUGACUUCAGAAGUCUGUUAAAGAAAUGUUAUCACUUUAUUGAGGUUGUUCUGAACCCCUGUAUAUUUUUAAAUAUGUAAGAAAGGUUUAAAAUAAAGAAUAAAAGAGUAUUCUAUAUAUCAAAUCAAGACUUUGUAUCAGUUUACUAAAACACCAGGAACAAGAGUUACUUGUUGGGGGAUUGGAAUCAGGUUGUUCUAUACUUCCAUAGCUGGGGUUUGUGUGGAUUCCUGUUUCUUGUUUGCCAGUAGUAUCUUAGAUAAAUUGAAGUAUACCUUUUUAAACAAUAUUGCUAACUCUUUAAAUAUGAUAAAUAAAUUCUCCAAUAUUAAACAUAUUA
Molecule: messenger RNA, 3393 nt
Organism: Peromyscus californicus insignis
Lineage: Eukaryota; Metazoa; Chordata; Mammalia; Rodentia; Cricetidae
Gene: Gpr52
Product: G protein-coupled receptor 52
Exons: 2
Coding region: 334-1419 (361 amino acids)
Biological process (GO): G protein-coupled receptor signaling pathway
Cellular component (GO): membrane
Molecular function (GO): G protein-coupled receptor activity
Source: RefSeq, a predicted model, not a curated record